AUGAAAAAUAAUGACCAUGAACUGAACUUAUCCGUAGAUAAAAUGCUAAACCCUGUUACAGAGCCCCUUAAAAUCUUAUUAAAUAAGCAAAAACCAAACCAAGACCAUAAUUUAUCGACGCAAUCAUGCGCAGGUUCUGCUGGAUCAUUUGAAUCGCAAUUUCAGAACUAUUACGAUGCUGACUUGAGUUCUGCAGAAUCCCCAAAAAAUGAAAUUAAAGACAAUUUAGAGGCUUCAUUAGAUCGGAAUUAUAUCUAUGAUAUUUACGAUGAUAAAUUAAAUAUACCAUUUGGGAUAAGAAAAGAAAAUAAAACUUACAUGAUGGGAAAUUCAAAAGUUACAUUUUCUAAAAUUGACAGUUUGGAUAACGAAACUGUAUUUUUAGUAAAAAUUGGAGACAAAUCUUACAAUUUAACUAUCGGGUUAAGAGAACUUCUACUUAGAAAAAAAGCUGAUUUGAAUACUUUGAUACUAAUAUCAAGCGCUGAUAAACUCGUGUACAAAGAUAUUAUACACCAUACUAACGCUCAUAAGAGAGAUUUUAACCCUAGAGGUCAAAUAAGAGCUUGGAGGUUUUUACCUAAGCUUAAGAAAUAUAAAAUCAACACUGAUAUUGUAUAUUGGGACGAUCCAAAUGAAUUAGUUGAUAGAUUAAAACUUUUAUUAGCUUCAAGAGUUGCGGGCAACACAUAUCAUGAUAAUGAAAUUUUAUCGAUCAUUGAAGAAUUAAAAGAAGCUAACAUUAUAAAGGAAUAA
This is a messenger RNA of Parnassius mnemosyne (clouded apollo), 756 nucleotides long. Lineage: Eukaryota; Metazoa; Arthropoda; Insecta; Lepidoptera; Papilionidae. The record is from the annotation of a GenBank genome assembly.